Leptidea sinapis is the source of this 4046-nucleotide messenger RNA. RefSeq names its product coiled-coil domain-containing protein 93 (gene fidipidine). Gene Ontology annotation, biological process: Golgi to plasma membrane transport. The record is from RefSeq and is a predicted model, not a curated record. Bases 246 to 2021 code for a protein of 591 amino acids. NCBI's taxonomy places the organism in Eukaryota, Metazoa, Arthropoda, Insecta, Lepidoptera, Pieridae. The transcript is spliced from 10 exons.
AGAAAGAAAUGUUUAUUGUUUACACUUAAUAGCAUACAAAUUACAAUAUAUUAUAGAUAAUAAUAAUCUGAUAAAAUAUUUAGCAAAUGUUUCCGUCACUUGUGAUUUAUUGUUAAUAUAUUGUGAUAAUCUGUAGUCUGUAGGUUCAAAAUAAUAAAUAUUAAGAAAUAAAGUAUUAACUGAAAGGACAUGUAAAUACUCGCUAGAGUAAGUGUUCUGUUUGGUUUUGUGUGUAAACUGUAAACAUGUCUACAAAACAGAAAAAUAUUUUCACGCGCACUAAACCCUUACUAAAUAUAUAUAGUGGUAUUGAUAAUCAAGGAAAAGAGGUUGAAGUUAGAGAAGAUGCUGAGCAGCUGGUAAAAUGGCACGAUAUUUCGGAUGCCCUUGUAGCAGCUGGUUAUUACAGAGCUCAACUGCAGGGCUUGUCAGCUUUUGAUAAAAUUGUAGGUGGGCUUACUUGGUGCAUUGAGCUAUGUGACAUAGACAUUGAUAUCAAUUUAUUAUUUGAGGAAAAUCUUACAAUUGGUAAAAAAAUAGCACUUACUGAGAAAAUUGUAAAGGUUCUACCUACAAUGAAAUGUCCAUAUAGUAUUGAACCUCACCAAAUUCAAGGUUUGGACUUUAUAAAUAUUUACCCUUUGGUUCAAUGGUUGAUAAAAUAUUCAAGUGAGUUUCGAGAAGCAAAGGAAGAUGAACUUCGCAAAUUUGCAGUUAUGCAAUAUGAGAAGGAUCACAUUUUUGAGUCUGAUAGAGCUAUAUAUCUUCAGAGAGAAAGAUUGUUAAAAAAUCUUUCAAUAAUUCAGGACCUUUAUAAGCCCUGCAGAGUGCGAAAAAGAAAAGGUGGUUUUCCGACAAAUGAACUGGAGCAAGUAAAUACAGUUCUUUCUGAGUAUGACCAGCGAGUUUUGAUGCAUGUCUCAAAUAAUCCUAAUGUUCAACAUGACGAAGAACUUGAAAUAUUGUAUGAUUAUGAGAAAACUCUUGCAGAUCCGUCUGAAGUGACCAUUGAAACUGAAAAAAUAAUUGAGCGACAAAUAUCAGGAGAUACAGAUUCAGCUAAUACAAAAAUGCAUUAUAUAGUAUUGCAAUCUGAACUAAGAGGUGAUAUACCAGCACAACUAGAAGAAAGUGAAAAGAUUAAAUAUUCACAAGAAAUUGAAAAGCUUACCAAUAUUAUAAAUGAGAUGGAAAACGAGGCUGAUGAAAUUAGAAAAAGUCAUGAAAGUAAAAUAAAUGAAGCAAAAAUGCAAUAUGCUGAUGCUGUUGCAAAGUUGAGAAAAUUCACAAGUAAAUGCAUAAAAAUUGAAGAUCACAGUGAUAAAAGUGCAAGAGAGUUCUAUAAGACAUUGAAAGAGUUAGCGAAGGAGAGAAGUGAAUUAUUACAUGUGAUUCAGGAGAAAGAACUUGAGCAUCUGAGUCUUAAAGAAGAAUUGAGGGCUGCUGAAGAGCCAACUGCUGUUGUACUAGAAGACCCAUUAACUUCAGAGGAGCUGAAAGAGUUUUCUGAAAGGGAAGCAAAGUUGAAAAAAUACAUUAAUAGUAUAAGGGUAGAGCUUGGUCAUUUGAAUCGACAAGUCUUAAGGUUUUCUACAGCCAUUGAUGAAGUUCCUGGCUCGGCAGAGUUGUUACAGUAUGAGAAACGUUUCGUUGAGUUAUACAAUCAAGUUGCCUCAAAGCACAAGGAGACCAAACAGUAUUACAUUUUCCAUAACACCCUGCUCGAAGUGAAGCAGUAUACAAUCAAGGAAUUGAGCCUUCUGAACUCUAUUUUGGAUAAUUAUGAUGAGGCAAUGUCAUCCGUACGAAAGCGUGAAGAGUUUAUGAUGCAAUUCGAGUCGAUAGUAGAUUGGGUAAAUCAAACGGUGAGGAAAGUGGAAGAGAAGUAUAAACAGGAGAAAGAACAAAAAGCUUCUCUGCAUCAUGAGUAUUGCAGACUCAUGGAAGUUCAGAGGCAAUAUGCUGCAGCGCUGAAGAAGUUAUCCGAGGAACGGCACCGUAUUGGUCCUGAGCUACUAUAAAUGCGUUUUACAAUUAUAUGUACUUGAUUGAAUUAGGUAUAAAUAUAACAUAUUUCAAACACGGACUAGUAAAAAAAGAAGGACUCCGCGCCGUGAUAUUAGCAAGUCAUCACCUUUAUGCUAGAGUGUGUGCGGUUACGGGGUAUACCAGUUACACAAUUUUUUCUCCCUUAAAUAAUCAUAUAUCCACAAAUACUUUUAUAGUAUUGUUUUUACACUUUUUCACAACGCACGACGGCAUUUUUAAAAUAUUUUAUUGCGACGCAAACUGAUCUGUCACAGACGAUGGCGAAUCUCAUAAUGGCGGCCGAUCGGCUUGUAUAAGUGUAAGUGUAUGCGUGGGGCUAUGUAUUUACACGUUUACCGGCUUGUUUUGGUGCCUCACUGUUAUGUAAGGUGACACGGAGUCCUUCUUUUUUUUCUCGUCCGUGAUUGCAAAAUCAUUUAUGUUAUUUAUCUGAUGUAGGUAUAUAUCUUAAGAACAUGUUGUAAGUACAUGUAUUGCUUACCUUAAUGUAGAAAAAGUUAGCAUCUAAAAUACAGAAAUUCUGUUUGGCAGUUAACAUACUUUUUGUUUAUUUAUCUUUUAAAUAUGAAAGAGUCUCUAGUCUUUCAAAUUGUUAUUUAUCUAAUGAACAAAAACACAAUUUAAUCUGUGUAAAAAUACAUACACAUUUUAAAAUAUAUAUACAUUUAAAUAACAUUCAAAGUACAUAUACAUUUUAAGAACAGGGAAAAACGGAAUAAUUAUUGUAAUUUUGAUAUCAAACUUUGUAUACUUAGUCUGGCAAUAAAUACUGCUACAGUUGAUAAUAAACAAAAUAUUAUAGGUAUUUGAAUUUCGAAUCUGUCAUUUUUAAAUGAUUGUUCAUUGAGUUUUCUCAUUUUCGCGCCAAAACAUUGUACAAUAUUUUGCGAUCUUAAAAUUGAGUGGGGUGAUGAAGAGCACCUAAUCGCUGUGAUUGCAUUACACAAUGGUGGUAUGGAACAAAAUGCAAUUUAUAAAACUAUCAUUUCUUAACUGAUAAUUUAAAAAGAAUAAGGUGGUAAAAUCGAAACAACUAGGUACUAAAGCGGUAUGCAAAGGGAGGGCAUAGAAAAUUUUUGUUUACGGAUGUGAUUUCUUUUACAAUUGAGCAACAUUUUAGCAAACAAAAUAACCGUAUUUAUGCUCAAAGCUCUAAGGAAGCUUCCCAAUUAGUCGACAGAGUGCAACGUGGGCACUAUCCGACUUCAUACUACUACUGAUGGCGUGAAGGAGUGACCGAGCCAUACUUUUGUUAAAAAAGGUAUCAAAACAUUGGCACAAGUGUAUCAAGAUACCAUUCUUAAGGUAGUGAAUCCCCUUAACAACACCAUGUUCAAUAACCAAAAAUGGUGUUUCCAGCAUGACUCGGUGCCGUGUCAUAAAGCUCGGUCUACGCAGUCUUGGUUGGAAAGGAACGUUUCGGAGUUCAUCCGAUCCCGUCCCGAUUUUCAUUCGCUGGAUUAUGAUUUAUGGUCAGUUGGCUUGCUCUAAACGCCAUGAUAAUUUGGGUUCUCUAAAACUCACUCACUGCGAAUUGUACAAUCCGUACGAAGAAUUAUCAUUUAAAAGUGUACAGUUUAUACGUUGUUACGAUUUUUUUAUGUGUAAAGAUGUUGUAAGUUAUUGUAAAAUAUUUCUUUUUAUAUAAAAGUAAACACUUUGAAACAUACCUAUUGAUUUUUCAAUUGUCAAUUUAACUUUUCGAUACGCUACGGUUUAGAUUUAGAUUAUAGAUAUGUAAAAUGUAAUAUUUAUAACUACUUCUAUAUUAUUAUAUUCAAGCUUGGCCUCAUGGUGUGUGAGGAAGAGCUGGCAACGUCGCUUGUUCACAGCUUUGCUUGACGUCGGUGUCUUUUACAAGCUGUUGUUAAAUCUGAUCCCAAUCUGUUGUCAAGCUGGAUAAAAUAAAUAUUAUUUAUAAUAAAGACUGAUACGUGCACUGCGCCUGAUCAUUUCCACUAUGUUUUAGUAGAAAUAAAGCUAUUGUUGUAUAUAAA